CAGGAACCUGUGUGAGCCGCCCGCUGACUACUGUCUGCUGCACCGCGACGGCCCGGCGUCUGCGUUGAAUGUUUGGUAACAGUUACCUGCGGGUCUACACUUCCAAGAAGAAACCUGUUUUAAUCUACAAUGGCGCAAGAAGAACGGGAGCUGACGUACGAGAAGCGGGCCGACGCGGCGGACAUGGCGGGCGAGGACUACGAACUGCAGCUGUGCGCUCUGCUGGUGGUGCGGGCCGCCACCCACUGCCCGCGCGGCUUCUACCUGGCCAGCAACCACAGCCAGGCCGGCAGCUUCGACGACAUAGUGCUCUUCUGGCGGCAGGAGGUGGACGGCGGCGGUGCAGCGGCGUGGCGCGGGAUGCUGCUGCAGCUGAAGCACAAGCAGGCGGAGGCGCUGGGCCGCAAGGUGUUCCUGCCGGCGCCGCAGGACCAGAAGAAGGCCAAGGGCCAGGGCAGGAAGACGCCGCAGGCCAACUUCAGCCUGGUCGACUACUACGACUCCUACCGCCAGAAGGUGCGGCCCGCGUGGCAGCAGAUGGUCAGCAAGAUCGGAGACGUCCCACUCGAGCAGGUAACGGUCGGCAUAUUCACGAACACCGGCGUGAAGAAGAUGGACAUACGCGACGUGAACACCGCGCCCGACAUCGUGGACACUGGCGCUGUGAGAGACGCCAAGGAGAUUUCCAGAAUCACGGAGGUCACCUUCUCGCUGGAGGAGGAGGACGUCGGCUGCUGCUUCUCGACCUGCGAGGACCUGAGCGACGCCGGCGAGUUCCUGUCCAGGUUCCGGCUCUUCUGCAACCAGGCGAGCCUGGAGAAGCUGCAGCAGCUGAUAAAGGACGAGCUGAUGGCGGCCUUGGGCACGGGUCCCGGGGAGUCCACGGACGGCGCCUGCGCGGCGCUGCUCGCGGGCGUCAAGGCGUGGUGGACGGCCAAGAAGGCGGCGCCCUACCUCACCGCCGACAGCGCCCUCUGGACCGACAUCGUCCUCGCCCAGCUGGCGGACCUCGGGGACCCGCUCAGCGGCGCCGUGCGCGCGCUCGGCCUCACGUUCACGCCAGAAGCGACCGACCCCUUCAGCCGAGUCUUCUCCACAGCGCCAGGCCGGCCAGUGGUGGUGGUGUGCGAGCGAGGUUGCGGUCUGCUGUCGGCGGGGAAGGCGCUCCAGGCCCUGCAGCCGGACAGGGGGCUGGCCGUGACCGCCGAGGCGGCGGAGCGCCGCCUGCCCGAGGUGGCGGCCGCGCUGGCCAGCCGCGCCUGCCGCUGGCUGCUGCUGCUCCAGCCGCACACUGCAGACCCGCUGUCCGCCGCCGCCCGGAGCCGCCUGCUGGACGAGCUGCGGCGCCACCCCAAGACGCUCGUCCUCGUCACAGACGCAGACGGGGUGCCUCCUGACGCGACAGAGGGCUGGACUCGACACGACGACCAGUUUUCGCUGCUCCAGCUGGACACCGCGUCCCAGGAGCGGCUGCUGCAGAAGACCGUCAUCUUCCAGGGGCUGGACACGACUGUGGGGGACAUUGUCCAGGGCGACGGGGCGGAGCGGGUGCGGCGCGCGGCGCAGCUGCUGGGCGGGCUGCAGGUGCUGCGCCUGCUGAGCGGCGGCCCGCCGGCGGUGGGCGCCGCCCUGCGCGACGGGCCGCGCUACUUCGUGGAGCGGCCGCUAGAGCGGCGCCGCGAGCUGCGGGACGACGUGGUUCUGGCGCCGCCCCCCGGUGCCGCGCUCGCCGCCGGCGCCACCUUCUUCCGCGACGCCAUGAAGAGCGGCGGCGACAGCCCGCCGCCCGUCGUCCUGCUGCAGGGGAGGGAAUGGCCGGACGCGCAGUUCGAUCAGCUGUGCGAGAAGUGGGGCACGGCGGGCCGGUCGCUGCACUGGCUGUCCUGGCAGGACGGCGGCACGUGGCGGUGGGAGCGCAGCGUGGGCGACACGUGGGCGUUGCGCGGACACCUGGCGGGCGGCGGCUGGAGCGCAGAGUGGGCGCGGGACGCGCUGGAGGCGGCGCCGGGGGAGCGCGCCGUCGUGCUGGAGGGGCCGCCCGGCAUCGGCAAGAGCACGCUGCUGGCGCACCUCGCCGCCGCCGCCAAGCGCCGCCUGCCGCACGCGCUCGUGGUGGUCGUCGAGCUGGGCAGGUACAGUCGCGAGCUGCUCGAGAGCCCUUUCCUGGACGCUGGAAGUGUGAAGAAGUUGCUGAAGUUAGCAGCCAAAAUUGACGACGCCGCCAACGACGGUCUGGACGGCGCCAUUUUCGAUUUCUGCCUGGACGUCACUGGGGAAGCGGUCGUGGUCCUCGACGGAUUCGACGAGAUCUCACACUACGAGGAGCAGUUCGACAAGCUGGAGAAGGGCGCGGCGGCGCUGCGGGCGCUGCUGGACAAGACGCGCGUGCGCAAGGUGUGGGCCAGCACCCGCCCUGCCACCUGCCGGCCGAUCGAGGAGGCUGCGCGCGUUCUCGCCUUCCAGCUGCGCGGCUUCUCCGCCAGGGAGCAGCACAAGUUUUUCACGCUAUUCCUCGAGAGCACCGGCGCGAACGCUCACCUUCCCCAGGUGCUGCGGCAGGUGGAGGCCCUGCAGGAGCGGACGAGCCUGAGGCGGCAGGCGCUCAGCUUCCUGGAGGUUCCGCUGCACGCCGCCAUGCUGGCCGAGGUCGCCACCGGCGAGGACGGCUCGCAGGUGCUCUCCGACGGCGCCAUCGACCUGUGCCGCCUCUACGAGACGUUCUUCAACAAGAAGGCGGACAUCUACCAGCUCGAGAAGCGCAAAAUGGCCCUGCACGAGUCGCACACUGGCUGGGAAGCUGCAGCCGGUCGGGACGCAUACCAGGAAACCAUCAUCGUCUUUGCUCUCAGGGGCGGCGAGUCUUUCUCGGUCGGUUGCCGCCUGCAGGUGCCGGACGGCGCGCUGACGGCGGAGGACCGCGUGCUGCGCUGGCGGCCCCUGCAGUACGCCGACCUGCACGGCGCCUGGGAGGUGGCCGACGCGCUCCUCGCCUCCCACUACUCGCCCGGCGACCUCGCGCACACGAGGGACCGCCUCCAGAGGGCCGCGCCGCUCGCCGCGGACCUCCUGCGCGCGUUCGUGGCCAAAGGGUGA
Molecule: messenger RNA, 3093 nt
Organism: Schistocerca piceifrons (Central American locust)
Lineage: Eukaryota; Metazoa; Arthropoda; Insecta; Orthoptera; Acrididae
Exons: 14
Coding region: 130-3093 (987 amino acids)
Source: RefSeq, a predicted model, not a curated record